ACCCUAAUCCCACGCUGUCUACGGAUAAAGUUAGAAAGUCACUUCCUAGGGUUUGAGAAGAAAAGAUUGCGCCGACUUUUCAAUUGUUCCAUUUUCUCUCAUCCCAAAGUUGAAAACCCAGCCUUUGAAAAUGGCGGAACCUUCAGCAAAAAUCCUUAGACAAACCCUAGAAGAAACCCUAAAUGGAGAAGCUGAUAACAUUGAUAGACUCAGUGCACUUCCCGAAUCUGUUCUUCUCUCCAUUCUCUCACGCUUGGAACUCAAAGAAGCUGCAGCCACCUCAGUUUUAUCCACAGCCUGGAGAGACCUUUUCUUACAACUUCGCCAUAUUCAGUUAACUUUCAAUGGAAAUGGCCAUCCUAGACUCUUUCACCUCUUCACACUCUUUGUUAAUAGAAUGCUUCGAGAGAGAAACCCAAAAGUACCCAUCAGAGUUAUCAGGCUAACUGUGAGGAAUUUCACUGAAAUGAUGAAACCAGAUUAUAAAUCAUUGAUGAUGUCCACAGGUGCUGCAAUGUCCGCUUGCAACGUGAAAACCAUUGAUUACACUAUUGGUAACUGUAGUGUAACUACUGAGGCAUCUUCAAUUCCUCUUCCACCUGCAAUGUUUAUAUCAGAGACUCUAAGUGGUUUGCGUCUACUUCUUCCUGAGGGGUGGAAUCUACCAGAAAAAGUUUGGUUGCCGAAGCUAAGGUAUGUUCACUUCAUUCCUUUUAGAUUGGUGGAUGAGAAUUGUGUUCAGAGGUUUCUCGAUGGGUGCCCUAGGCUAGAAAAUAUGAUGCUUGUGAUUAAGGAUGAGAUCAAGGUCAAAACUCUUUGCAUGUCAAGUUCCAUCAUGAAAUUUGUGAUUCUUGGUUGGGAUCUGAUAGAUGAAUCAGAGACUAGUAUUACUGUGAAGUCUGAAAGCCUUCUUAGGUUGACAUUAUCUCUCAAGGGAGCUCACAAAGUGAAUUUGGAUGCACCAAAUCUGAAGUUCUUCUCCAUUAAGGGUCAAGCGGUUGAAUUGAACAUGAUUCAAAGUGUUCCUUCAAUUGAAGAGGCAGUCAUAGCUGCUGAUUGUAUGUUUCAGUUCUCAGAUUGGACUGUCUUUUAUUCACGUUGUGACAAAGUUUGUACCUUUUUUGGAGAGUUGCAAAACCUGACACUACUCCACAUAUCAGAACCCAUCAUGAAGGCUCUAUAUAUUUCUAGACCGGUGAUGCCCACUUUCAGAAACAUGUAUAAGAUAAAGCUUGUCCCUGAUUAUUCUAAUGAAGAAUUUACCCGUUACUGGGUUGCAAAUGUGUUAUUCAACUUGUUUCAAAGAUGUCCAAACCUUAAAGUGCUUUCCUUUGAGAAGGUGUUCGACAACUACUUUGGUGAUGUUGAUCUUGAAUCUGUGUUCCCUAUUAGCAUGGUUCAAAAUCUGAAGGAAUUAGAAAUUUUUGACUUCAAAGGUCGAGAAAUAGAAUACAAGCUGGUAGAAUUUUUCAUGAACAACGGAUCAUCUUUAGUGAUUGUUUCUCUGAGAAAAGAUGUUUUGACGCCAAAGACUUAUACUUGGACGCGAAGACAGCAAAAGAGAAUUCUCUCCUUUUUGACAUGCUCAGAAGAAUGUAAGGUUUUAUUCAGAUAGAAGUUGGAUUUUAUGAAAUCCCCAUGGCAACAAGUCUAUCUCUUUAAGAGUAUGUUAAUUUGGCUAUUAGAUCAACGUUUAAUUUAGUUGCAGAUUUAGAACAAUGAUGUUUUCUGUUGUAUUUCGAUUUUCUUGUUGAAGACUUAGAUUAAUUGUUGUACCAACCUUAAAUAGACCUAAAUUUUUAUUCACGCCUACUAUUUGUAUCUUUGGUUGAAAUGAUAGUGCUUUCCCUUGGGGUUGGUUGA
Molecule: messenger RNA, 1863 nt
Organism: Vigna unguiculata (cowpea)
Lineage: Eukaryota; Viridiplantae; Streptophyta; Magnoliopsida; Fabales; Fabaceae
Product: F-box/FBD/LRR-repeat protein At5g22660-like
Molecular function (GO): protein binding
Source: RefSeq, a predicted model, not a curated record